AUGGAAUCCGCUAAAAUUAAGGUGGUCGGUGUUGGUGGAGGUGGCAACAAUGCCGUCAAUCGCAUGAUUGGUAGCGGUUUACAGGCUGUAGAUUUCUAUGCCAUAAACACGGGCUCUCAAGCACUUGUACAUUCUACUGCUGAGAACCCACUUCAGAUGGGAGAGCUUUUGACUCGUGGACUAGCUGGUAUGGGUGGAGGGACAGGUUCUGGUGCUGCCCCUAUUGUUGCUCAGAUUUCCAAAGAGGCAGGUUAUUUGACUAUUGGUGUAGUUACCUAUCCUUGUAGCUUUGAAGGACGUAAGAGAUCCAUACAGGCAUUGGAGGCUAUUGAAAAAUUGCAGAAAAAUGUUGACCCUCUUAUAGUGAUUCCCAAUGACCGUCUGCUUGAUACUGCCGAUGAGCAAACACCACUUCAUGAUGCUUUUCUUCUUGCUGAUGAUGUUCUACGACGGAAGGAAGCUAAAGAGCUGGUUGAGAAGGCACCUGUUUUGGUUAAGCAAGGAGUUACCAAAGAAGAAGCAAAUGACAUGAUAGAGAAGAGAAAGGCUGCUGGGGGAGUUGCAAUUAUGGAGUAA
Molecule: messenger RNA, 576 nt
Organism: Ziziphus jujuba (common jujube)
Lineage: Eukaryota; Viridiplantae; Streptophyta; Magnoliopsida; Rosales; Rhamnaceae
Product: cell division protein FtsZ homolog 1, chloroplastic-like
Exons: 5
Coding region: 1-576 (191 amino acids)
Biological process (GO): chloroplast fission; cell division; translation
Cellular component (GO): chloroplast; cytoplasm; cell division site
Molecular function (GO): GTPase activity; GTP binding; structural constituent of ribosome
Source: RefSeq, a predicted model, not a curated record